Letharia lupina is the source of this 957-nucleotide messenger RNA. RefSeq lists its product as uncharacterized. The record is from RefSeq and is a predicted model, not a curated record. Lineage: Eukaryota; Fungi; Ascomycota; Lecanoromycetes; Lecanorales; Parmeliaceae. The transcript is spliced from 2 exons. The coding region runs from base 1 to 957 and encodes 318 amino acids.
AUGGGCCGCCUCAAAGUGGGCAGCAAGCAAAGCACGCGGUCCAAGCAUAUUCAAGACACAGCGCUCGUACUGCUGGCACGGUACCGAGUGGGCAGCAAGGAAGCAGCCAAAGCCAACCCUCUUGCUCGAGACUGGACGCUCGCAUGGAUCGCGCAGCUCGAAGGGGACAACAAGCAAAGGACCAAGACUCAUCAUCUUCCUCCAUACACGAUACUCUCAGUGACUGGACAACUGGGCGUGGGUGGAAGGAAAGCCACCAAGACCCACCACCUGACAGGCGAGGAGGAGCAUCAAGGGCCGAGCCAAAAGGUUUUCCAGAACCAUCACCGCGUUGAAGACAUGGAGGUGCUGACAGCGGGGAUGAACAAAUUACCCCCUCCAUGUUGGGGAGACGAACGGGUCAUUCUCCCUCUCGCCCAAGAGCAGUUGAGGGAAGAAGAUUUUUACAGACGCCAAGAGCAGGAAAUGGAUGACAUCUGGGGUAUGUAUGCAAAAGAAAGAGAAGCGCUGGCGGCUGUCCACACCCCCGAACCGGAGAAACAUUGGACACCUGUGUUUGAGGAGCCGGGGAUUUUGGAGCGCAAAACUCCUCUGUGGGACGAGGUUUGGGCACACUCUGUGCUAGGAGGAGAGGCUUGGAUGCGUAAUUUAUUGGGCGAAAACGAAACUUGGCCGCAAGAACCACCAGAAGAAACAGACAUUUGGACGCGUGAAGAAGGUGGGAUGUUGAGUGCGGCCGUUUUGAAACGACUUUUGCGUGUAUUCACUAUUCAGGCGGCACAGGAAGAAGAACGAUUUCAAGAUUCACUGAAGGACGAAGGACCUCAAAGAUCAGACGAAAGCGACACGGUCUCUUCCACAUUGCGAACCCCAGAAGGGGAUGAGGUUACACUGAGUUUUAGCGAGGAUUUCACAAGCGCGGGUUAUCCGCCUUUAGCUUCCCAAGCGCAGCAUUGA